Messenger RNA from Coffea eugenioides, 1870 nucleotides. Its product is annotated as heat shock factor protein HSF24. The transcript has 2 exons. Bases 620 to 1531 code for a protein of 303 amino acids. Gene Ontology annotation, molecular function: RNA polymerase II cis-regulatory region sequence-specific DNA binding; DNA-binding transcription factor activity. Lineage: Eukaryota; Viridiplantae; Streptophyta; Magnoliopsida; Gentianales; Rubiaceae. The record is from RefSeq and is a predicted model, not a curated record. Gene Ontology annotation, biological process: regulation of transcription by RNA polymerase II. Gene Ontology annotation, cellular component: nucleus.
GAGGGCUAUUCCUCAAUCACGAUUGCCACUUUCUUGCUUCUUGGUCUUUGUCCCCAUUGAUCGAGCUUUUGUUGCAUUUAUAAUUAUACUGCUCCUAUCUUAGUAAAGUAAGGGUCCCGUACACGUCUCUGGAAAAGAAAACUCAAAAAACGCUCGCAGUCCAUCCCAUAUUUGUCUCUGUCCUCCUCCUUUCCCCUUCCAACUACCGACUUUCCGAGUAGUUAUGGUCGUGUUGUCCUUUAGGCGGAUUGGCAACACAGCUUCUGAAGAACGAUCAAGCCACCCCCAAAACUAAUGGAUUCUAAUUUUACUUUCAUGCCUUCAAACGACGAUCGCCUUCAUUCUCGCGUCUUCCUCUCUGGAUUUUACUGCUGGGGUUGGGAAUUCCUCACUGCCCUCCUUCUCUUUAGUUGUUCUUCCAUCUAAGUUCAACUUGCCCGUUUUUCUUUUAACCCAUACAACCUCUGACUUGACCAUCAUCAAUUUCUUUUAAGCCUAAACUAGAGUAUUUUACACUUGCAGUUCUUUUUCCUAGUAUUUUGUUGUCCUAUAUAGUAUCUUUUUUUCCUUUUGGACUUGUGUUUUGUUUUUGGCGAGGGGCAGAGAAAAAAAGAAGGAGAUGUCUCAAAGGACAGUUCCGGCGCCGUUCUUGACCAAGACGUAUCAGUUGGUGGAUGAUCCCUGCUCGGACGAUGUAAUAUCGUGGAACGAAAGCGGUACAACGUUCGUGGUCUGGAAAACCGCGGAGUUUGCUAAGGAUUUGCUGCCUAAUUACUUCAAGCACAACAACUUUUCCAGCUUCGUUCGUCAGCUCAACACCUAUGGCUUCCGAAAAAUUGUCCCCGAUAAAUGGGAAUUUGCCAACGACAAUUUCAAGCGAGGCCGGAAGGAGCUCCUAACUGAUAUCCGUCGACGGAAAACCACGACGUCAACACAGUCUACAAACCAAGCUGGGGCCGGCAAGUCCAUAACCACUGCCAAUCCCACCUCACCAGCGAAUUCCGGCGAGGACUUGGGCUCAAGCUCAACCUCAUCCCCCGACUCGAAGAGCCCAGGGUCGGUGGACACCCUAUCUGCAGAGCAAUUUGCGGACUUGUCGGAUGAGAAUGAAAAGCUGAAGAAAGAUAAUCAGAUGCUGAGUUCAGAGCUUGCACAGACCAAGAAACAAUGCGACGACCUCAUUGCAUUCUUGACCAAGCAUGUAAAUGUUGCACCUGAUCAAAUCAACAGCAUCAUGAACCAGGGAGCAGCGGUGGGUGAGAUGAAUUUUAAUGAGAUCAAUUGUGUUGUUGAUGAUCAUGUUGACAACAAAGAAGCCGAUGAUGAUGAUGACGAAAAUGGAAAUGGAGGGAGUUUGAAGUUGUUCGGUGUGACCUUGUUAACAGAGAAGAACAAAAAGAGGGGUCGUGAUGACAUGGAUGUUGGUUACGCUGAGGUUCGUCCUAGGAAAGACGUCAAGACACUUGACUUUUGUGCACCUUGGAUGAGAAUAGCUUCAUGCGCUGGUGAAACCAGCAAGGUUUGUAACUGAAAUUAAGGUUGAAGUAAUUAAAGCUAGUAGUACUAGAAUAACGACCUAGUACAGAGGGGGUAGUAUUUUGGAGCUGGAGCUAUUAUGCUCAAGAAGGCCUUUUGCAACUGUAAGGUUGGUUUGUGAGGUCAGAAUAAUGGAGAGUUUUCAAUCUUUUAUUUAUUAUUUUUUUUAAAAAGAUUCAGUUAGUUGUAACUCAAGGGAGUUGGAAUUGAAGGCAAUGUGGAUAUCCAGCUCUGAUUAAUGUCUAGGGUUUAAUUCCUAAAUGUAUGUGAACUGUAAAAAAUUGUCGCAGUUUGCAGCUUUAUAGCUAUAAUACAAAUCACUUUUAAGAUAAAA